AUGGGUUGUGGAGGAAGUCGGAAUAUUCUGCUCACAGUUCAACAAGAACAUUCUAGACAAAUAGACAUCAGUAUCGCAAAAGAACGAAAAAUUAAAAAGUUAAAAUUUUUGCUGUUAGGUGAUUCCGGGUCUGGAAAAACUACACUUUUUAAGCAAAUGAGGAUUUUGCACAAAGAUGGUUUUUGUCUGUCAGAACGAAUGGAUUUCAAGGCAGUAAUAAUAGAGAAUCUCCUUCAAUACACUGAAAUCAUUCUGCAGAAUAUGGCUGUGCUCAAUAUCGCAUUUGACGACCAGACAACAAAGGAAUAUGCAGAUAAGUAUCUAACGAACGCCAAUGCAUUCCAAAACAUACUGGAUUUCCGGUUGGAGUUGAAAUGUUUAUACAACUCAGGAGGAUUUCAAGCCUGCAUGAAAAGGGGCCAGGAAUAUUGUCUUGGAGAUGGAGCGCAGUACCUUUUCAGGUCGUUUGACCGGAUAGCUUCCCCUGAUUACGUCCCAACUGACCAGGAUAUCCUCUGCGCUCGGGUUACUACUUCAGGUGUCACAGAACUCAACUUUGACUUCAAAGGAAAAAUUUUAUGUAUGGUAGAUGUUGGAGGACAGACGUCAGAACGAAGGAAGUGGAUUCAUUGUUUUGACAACGUCACAGCCGUUAUAUUUGUGACAGCCAUGAAUUUCUACUUUCAGAUAGACGACUUAACUAGAAAGAGCAAACUUCUCCAGUCGUUAGCGCUGUUUAGGUCCUUAUGUAGAAACAAAUAUCUUUCGAAAUCAGCGUUUGUUCUUUUCUUAAAUAAAAUAGAUGUGUUCCAAAUCCUAAUAAAAAGGAAAACUCUCCAGUGCUGCUUUCCAGAAUAUAAAGGUGACAAUUCUUUCAGCGAUUCGUCCCAAUAUAUCUGCAAUCAGUUUAUCACGGCAGGCCGUCGAACGGAUGACGUGUACUGUCACCUUACCAAAGCCAUAGACACAGAAAAUUUUGAUCGAAUCUUCAACUCGACCAUGGCUAUCCUCCUCAAUCAGAACCUUGAGAUUACAGGGCUACUAUAG
Ylistrum balloti is the source of this 1047-nucleotide messenger RNA. RefSeq names its product guanine nucleotide-binding protein G(t) subunit alpha-1-like. The transcript is spliced from 8 exons. The record is from RefSeq and is a predicted model, not a curated record. Gene Ontology annotation, biological process: adenylate cyclase-modulating G protein-coupled receptor signaling pathway. Gene Ontology annotation, cellular component: heterotrimeric G-protein complex. Bases 1 to 1047 code for a protein of 348 amino acids. Gene Ontology annotation, molecular function: G protein-coupled receptor binding; GTPase activity; G-protein beta/gamma-subunit complex binding. Lineage: Eukaryota; Metazoa; Mollusca; Bivalvia; Pectinida; Pectinidae.